AUGUCCUCCAAACGAAAAUGGGACCAGGCAGGGCCCGACGACGAAGGCUCCCCAGCUUUAAAAGCACAACGUGCAGAUGAUUCCAAAUCAGCCAGUGAAGCAGCAGCAGCCGCUGCUGCCAUCGCUGCCAAAAUCGCUGCGCAAUUCGCCAACGGCGGCGCAGGCGGGGGUAGUACAGGAACGAUGCUCGGUCCUCGAGAUCCCCAUGAUGGCGCCUUCACACACGAUAUCGACAUAAACGACAUCCGUAAUAGAUACUUAUUGACGAGAGGGUCAACUCAAGAGCAAAUUCAUAGCGAGACUGGCGCGACUGUCACGACGAAGGGUGUAUGGUAUCCGGAUCGGACGAAGGCGUCGGAAAAGGACCCUCCUCUGUAUUUGCAUGUGUCUGCAAGCUCGAAAGAGCAGAUGGACUCUGCUAUUGCGAAGUUAAAUGACCUUAUGAAUGCCGAGUUGGGAUCACUCGUUGAGGACAAGAAAGACAUGCGAAGAGAAAGGAGGAAAUGGCCAGAGGAAAAGCUUACUGUCGGGCUUGAGACUUUACGGAACUUCAAUGUGCGCGCGAAGGUUGUCGGUCCGUCGGGGAUGUUCGUCAAGUACAUCCAGCAAGAAACGCAGACCCGUGUACAAAUAAAAGGCGUUGGGUCUGGCUUUAUUGACCAGGAGACGGGUCGAGAAUCUGACGAACCAAUGCAUAUUCACAUUACCGGACCUGAUGAAACCCAAGUGCGACGUGCAAAAGUCCUGACGGAGGACCUUCUUGAGGUCGUUCAUUCGGAGCACGCAAAAGCAAAAGUUCAGAUGCAACAGCAGCAAAUGGAACUUCAUCAAGCGCAACAAGCAUAUGCCGCGUACAGCGCUAGCUAUACUGGUUACACACCCCAACCUCCCUCUGCACCCGCCCCGCCUCCUCCUCCAGGAGAAGCGCCUCCACCACCGCCUGGUGCACCCCCUCCGGCACCAGAUGGAGCACAACCGCAGCCUCCAGCUCCUGCAGGUUCACCAGUAGGAGCCGCCCCUUCAGCGACCGACCAGGACGCGUAUGCGCGGUAUUGGGCUGCGUAUGGCUAUGAUGUCACUUCACCUCAGUUCAAAGAAUGGCAAGCUCAGCAGUAUGCACAGUACUAUAGCCAGGCUGGGUAUAGUGGUGCCGCUGGUGCAACAGGUGCAUCCCCAACUCCGCCGUCUGCACCGCCUGGAGGUCAGCCUCCGCCGCCGCCACCGCCGAAUGAACCGGCACCCCCGCCUCCACAAUAGAGGUAGCUUUUUACGGUUUAGUAUAGUUUUGGGAAAUGUUGUGUAUUUACAUACUUACUGACAUGGGAGUGGCGGAAAGUACCGUUCCUGCCUUUUAUAAUGC
Molecule: messenger RNA, 1360 nt
Organism: Fomitiporia mediterranea MF3/22
Lineage: Eukaryota; Fungi; Basidiomycota; Agaricomycetes; Hymenochaetales; Hymenochaetaceae
Exons: 5
Coding region: 1-1257 (418 amino acids)
Cellular component (GO): nucleus
Molecular function (GO): RNA binding
Source: RefSeq, a predicted model, not a curated record